Molecule: messenger RNA, 3457 nt
Organism: Eleginops maclovinus (Patagonian blennie)
Lineage: Eukaryota; Metazoa; Chordata; Actinopteri; Perciformes; Eleginopidae
Gene: ift88
Product: intraflagellar transport 88 homolog
Exons: 27
Coding region: 73-2697 (874 amino acids)
Biological process (GO): intraciliary transport; kidney development; inner ear receptor cell stereocilium organization
Cellular component (GO): centriole; ciliary base; ciliary basal body
Molecular function (GO): kinesin binding
Source: RefSeq, a predicted model, not a curated record
GUGGGAUGUUAUCCUCAAACAACAACAAACUAAUCUUCGCUGUUACAUCCCAUAGAUACCUGUUUUUUUUUAAUGAGCGUUUUGUUGCACAACCUCAGAGGAGAGAGAGAAAUGGAAAAUGUGCAUCUCGCUGUGGAGGAGGAGGAUCUUUAUUCGGGAUACAACGACUAUAAUCCAACAUUAGACUCCGAAGAGUUGGAGAAUGAUGUGGGCUUUCAACAAGCAGUAAGGACAAGCCAUGGAAGGAGACCUCCUAUGACUGCUAAAUUUCCUGGCACUGCCAUUGGAGCUCGACCUUUAGCUACGGCAUUUGGAGCUCGGAUCCUUUUGGCCUCAUCAAUGGGCCGACCCAUGACUGGAGCUGUUCAGGAUGGAGCAGCCCGUCCAAUGACUGCUGUCAGAGCAGCAGGUUACACCUCCUCCCUGACCCGUGGCUCAAACUUUGACCCUCUAGGCCAGUCCAAAGGCCCUGCUCCUCCACUUGAAGGAAAGAAUGAGGACACGCCUGAGGAAAAGAUCAAGAUCCUGGAGAAGAAAGUGAACGACCUGAUCGAAGAGAGCUGCAUGGCACAGAGCAUUGGAGCCUUACAACUGGCACUUGAAAAAGCCAAAGAGGCGGGGAGGAAGGAGAGAGCUCUGGUGAGACAGAGGGAACAAUCUGGCAAUGCUGAAAACAUCAAUCUGGACCUCACCUACUCUGUUUUGCUGAACCUUGCUAACCAGUACGCAAACAAUGAAAUGUACCCAGAGGCCCUGAACAGCUACCAGGUCAUCGUGAAGAACAAGAUGUAUAGUAACGCAGGCCGCCUGAAAGUCAACAUGGCCAAUAUCUACGUGAAACAGAAGAGCUACCCCAAAGCCAUCAAGUUCUACCGGAUGGCCCUGGAUCAGAUCUCCAACGCUCACAAAGAGCUGAGGAUCAAGAUCAUGCAGAAUAUCGGCGUGGUUUUUGUCCGCAUGGGCCAAUACUCUGACGCCAUAACUUCUUUUGAGCACAUCAUGAGCGAGAGCCCCAACAUCAAGACGGGCUUCAACCUCAUCCUGUGUUACUAUGCCAUCGGAGACAGAGAGAGGAUGAAGAAGGCCUUUCAGAAACUCAUCUCUGUUCCUCUGGGCAUCGACGAUGAAGACAAGUACAUCCCGUCUAAUGAUGACACUGACUCGAAUAUGGUCAUCGAGGCCAUUAAGAACGACAAACUCCACCAGAUGGAGAGAAAUCUCAAAGUCCUGGCUGAGAAGUACAUCAUGACCGCGGCUAAGCUCAUCGCUCCGGCCAUUGAGACAUCCUUUGCUACCGGAUUUGACUGGUGUGUGGACAUAGUGAAGAGUUUUCAGUAUAUUGAGCUCGCCAACGAUCUAGAGAUAAACAAAGCCAUCACCUACCUCAGACAGAAGGACUUCAACCAAGCAGUGGAGACUCUGAAGACAUUUGAGAAGAAGGACAGCAGGGUGAAGAGUGCUGCAGCCACCAACCUGUCCUUCCUCUACUUCCUGGAGAAAGAUUAUGACCAGGCUGACCGAUACGCUGACCUCGCCAUGACCGCUGACCGCUACAAUCCCGCCGCUCUCAUCAACAAAGGCAACACGGUGUUCGUGAAGCAGGACUAUGAAAAGGCUGCCGAGUUCUACAAGGAAGCUCUGAGGAACGAUUCCUCCUGCACCGAGGCCCUCUACAACCUGGGUCUGACCUAUAAGAAGCUGAGUCGUCUGGAGGAGGCUCUGGACUGUUUCCUGAAGCUUCACGCCAUCCUGAGGAACAGCGCUCAGGUCAUGUACCAGCUGGCCACCCUAUACGAGCUCCUGGAGGACCCUCAGCAGGCGAUCGAGUGGCUGAUUCAGGUCCUGAGUGUGACUCACACCGACCCCCAGGCACUGGCCAAACUGGGCGAGCUGUACGAUAGCGAGGGGGACAAAUCCCAGGCUUUCCAGUACUAUUACGAAUCCUUCAGGUACUUCCCCUCCAACAUCGAUGUGAUCGAGUGGCUCGGGGCGUACUACAUCGAGACACAGUUCUGUGAGAAGGCCAUUCAGUUCUUUGAGAGAGCCACACUCAUACAACCAACUCAGGUGAAGUGGCAGCUAAUGGUGGCAAGCUGCUACAGGAGAAGUGGAAACUACCAGAAAGCUCUGGAAACGUAUAAGGACAUUCACCGCAAGUUUCCCGAAAACGUGGAAUGCCUGCGUUUCUUGGUGAGGCUGUGCACAGAUAUGGGAUUGCAGGAAGUCCAGGAAUACGCCACCAAGCUGAAGAAAGUGGAGAAGAUGAAGGAGAUCAGAGAGCAGAGGGUGAAGUCUGGGCGGGAGAGCAGUGCCAGAGGUCGCAGAGAGGGCAGCACGGGGAGUGCAGCAGGCGUCUCCACAUCUGUCCUCUCCUCUCCUAAGAAGGCCGGCAUUAUGGAGACGGAGGUUAAAGCGGUAUCUCAACCUGAGUCUCAACAAACCAGUCCUCUGUUGGACUCAGGGAGAGACAGCGCCCACAGCAGCGGCAGCACUAAAGGAGAGCGUCUGAGCGCCAAGAUGAGGUCACUUCCUGGAUCCAACGAGCCGUACGAGGCCAGCAGCCCGAAAGAAAUAGAUGCGUCCUACGUGGACCCUCUGGGGCCGCAGGUGGAGAGACCGAAGACGGGAGCCAAAAAGCGCGUGGAGGACGACGACUUUGCAGAUGAGGAGCUGGGAGACGACCUGCUGCCGGAGUAACGUCUGACUCCACCUUCAGCCUCGACUGCUUUUUUUUUUGUCACCUUGAGCACAAACCUGACCACAAGACCAAAGCGUUUUAUACUCCAACAGAUGUUAUGAGAUAGAGACUUGACUUGUAAGAUGUCUUUACCUCAUGUCAGAUCUGCCUUAAAUCUGCUUGAUACACAUCCUUUUUUAAACAUCAAUAUUUAAACCUAUUGCUUUGGCAGAGGAAGGUCUGUGUAUAUGAAAGGGAUGGAAACGGGUUUGGCAGUCUGGAAAUAUUUGGACAUUUUGUUUUGGCUCUGUAGUCGGACACAAGGAAUCUGAAAUGUGAGAAACGAUCCCAAUGCAUUUAAAGUGUUGACUUCACUUUGACUGUGUUUACAUUCACAACUCAUGAAGUGUUUGGAAAUGAUACACCUUUUGGACAUGCUGUUCCUCCCAGGGGUAAACAAGACCUUUAUUUUAAGUCUGAUUUUAACCCUCACUGUUGCCUUUCUUUAGUUUGAUCCCAGUGUUUGGGCACAGAGCCAAAACAAGGAGUAACAUAUCACUGUCGAAAUAUUUUCAACUAAACUGUGUGUUUCCACGUGUGUGAGCCUGGGAACCUUCUGGAAAAUCCAUCAACAUGAUAUAAGAGCUUAUGUAAUCCAUCCAUGUCGGGUCCUGUGUGGUUUUACAUUUUGUACUUAUUCCAAACAUGUCUGUAUGUAGUAUUUAUUUGUUUGUUGUAAAAUACAUUUUAAAUAAACUAUUUUAUCUAUUGAAACCACAA